AUGGACCCUCAGUCUCAUAAUACCGCCGGUUCAUUCACCGGAUGGAGCACAUCCAAAGUCGCCGCAAAUAACACAACGAGACAAUACUUUGAGCACUUCUCCGGCCAGGCCUCCAGCACCAACACCAUCCUCGCUGCCUCUCUCAAGGAACAGUACCCCAAUCUCAAACUCUCCAUCCUCAGCCAGGUCGACCUCUUGGGCUUCGCGGCAAACGGCUUCGCCAAAUGCACCCCGCUCGCCGAUGAUGCGAACUCGGGCCUCCCAUCAUCCGUCACCGUCAACGCCUACCAACCGGCCCAGCGAAGGGUCCGAGGCAGCAAUGGCCUUAUUGCCCAGGACAUUCGAUUCGGCAAGUUCCACUACCAAUGGCAAGCUCGCGACUUUAUCCUGUACAUCGCCCAUGGGCUAGAUGGCUCCUCGGGACUCAGCAGCUACACAUAUACCUAUCUCCUGUCCAGCGACGAGUAUCAUUCCGAGGCCCUUGUCCUUGCCGCCGGGAAAUGGACCAGCUCGCUCCAUGAGGAGAUUUGGGUCUAUGACGGCGGCUACUGGUCCAAGAGUGCCGAACUGUACCAGAGCGUCAUGAAGGCCUCGUGGGAUGCCGUCAUUUUGGACGCCCAGAUGAAGAGGGACCUGAUCAACGACCAUUUGUCCUUUUUCCAGUCCGAGGGCACCUAUCGCCGGCUCAAGGUGCCCUGGAAGAGAGGCAUCAUCUACUACGGGCCCCCGGGCAACGGCAAGACGAUUUCCAUCAAGGCAAUGAUGCACACUCUAUAUGACAUGAAGCCUGAAGUCCCGACCUUGUAUUUCAUGGGCCCAGAGUACGCCAUCAAGACCAUCUUCUCAAAGGCACGACAAUUCGCGCCCUGCUACCUCGUCUUCGAAGACCUCGACUCGCUGGUCUCUGACUCGGUAAGGAGCUACUUUCUCAACGAAGUGGACGGGCUCAAGGAAAACGAUGGCAUUUUCAUGAUUGGCAGCACCAACCAUCUCGAACGUCUGGACCCAGGCAUCUCGGCCAAGCUCAAGGACAACAAGGAAAUCAACUUCCCCGACAAGUUGUGCGACGCCAUUGCCGGGAUCACGAGCAGGUUCAGCUUUGCCUACAUGCAGGAGGCGUUUGUGGCCGCCUUGCUGGCGAUUGCGCGGGACGAGAAGCCGGAUGGCAUCAUCACGGCAAUGGACGUGUUGACGGUUGAUGUGGCGCAUGACUGGGUGGAAGUCCUGGGUUGUGCAGAGGAUGACGAGGACCCCGAGCUGGAGAAGCUGGUGCUGUGGCGGGAGAUGAAGAAGCAGGUCAAGAUUCUGAGGGAGGGUCUGAGAGGCGGCGACGGAGAGCUUGAUGCCAACUUGGCGUCUGUGUAG
This is a messenger RNA of Metarhizium brunneum ARSEF 3297, 1365 nucleotides long. NCBI's taxonomy places the organism in Eukaryota, Fungi, Ascomycota, Sordariomycetes, Hypocreales, Clavicipitaceae. The record is from RefSeq and is a predicted model, not a curated record.